Misgurnus anguillicaudatus (oriental weatherfish) is the source of this 2982-nucleotide messenger RNA. RefSeq lists its product as uncharacterized. The record is from RefSeq and is a predicted model, not a curated record. Lineage: Eukaryota; Metazoa; Chordata; Actinopteri; Cypriniformes; Cobitidae. Gene Ontology annotation, molecular function: protein binding.
CCAGGAGUUAUUUUUAGACUUAUAAAACCACAAACCAUCAAUAAAACUCAUUCACUCGAUACACAAUGUGCUCUCAAGUGCAUUCUCUCUACAUUCAGCACACACAAUGGGAAACCGAGCAAGUAUAAUGUUUAUUAUGUGCAUGAGAUUUCUUAUAUAAAGUCCUCUCAAAGUUUCUCAUUUUCAAUGCAGUUUGGAAAUUAGGAUGAAUCUGAUACCAAUAAUGUACACAAGACAUACAUCUUGCUCAUGUGGUGCUCUAUUUAUUGUUUUCAAAUGAUCUGUGAUAAGAUAUUCAAGGUAUUACCCAAUACUUUUCGUUUUUUCGGUUAUCUCCGUAAGCGUAUCCUCUGCGUGUGUGUGUGACCUGGCUGUGCUCGGUGGACGGCUGAGGUUCCCAGGCCCCUCUGUAUAAUAAAUCAUCUCCAGAGACGCAUCAUCUCUCUCCUGUUACAAUGUUAUAGGAUCGGCUCCUGCCGCUCUAUCGUAUACACAAAGAGGAACACAUUCAUCUUUUCUCUUUUUAGUUGGGUCCUAAUGAGGUCGCAGAGAAUGGAGGAAAAACUCCAGAUCCCAAUGGUGCAAACACACAACACAGAGAUAAACACAGAGAUAAACCACACAAGCAGGUGUGGCCGCAGGUAUAUAUAAGUUAAUCAUCAGACCAUCAGAGAUUUUUACCCAUUCACAUCAGCCUGAGGAUGAGGAGUAUGCUUCAUCACUGGAACAUGGAUCUGAGGAGCAUUGUCGCUGUGUUUGUUUGCUUGUCCCUCGGCAAGUGUGCUAAUGUCCCCGACCUUCGUAAUUUACCGAUGAGUUUGAUGUCCAAUGAGACCGGGACCCUGCCUGUGGGGCCCGUGGCAGAACCGGAUCUGUCUUACUGUCAGAUGAUUCUUGAAGCUCCAGUCCCCCCCACGGCUGAUCAAGUACCGUGGUACUGCAUCUGCUCCGCCUGCUCCGGUAACCGAGGUCAGAAGGGAGAAAGAGGAGACCGUGGACUACCAGGGAGUCCUGGUAGUGCUGGUCCGAGAGGUCUUACUGGGUUUCCCGGUCGUCCGGGAUUCACAGGACGUCCUGGUUUAAAGGGUGAGAAAGGUGAAUUGGGGGACAAGGGUGAAAUCGGUCCAAUCGGACGCACAGGGACAAAAGGAGAGCGUGGUUUCAAAGGUGAGAAGGGUGACCCCGGUCUUUACGGGCCUGCGGGUGAACCAGGUCCAAAAGGAGAGGACGGUCAGUGCCCUGAAACCUGCGAGCCCAUUCCAGGACCGCCUGGGGAAGAUGGUCUUCCCGGCCCUGUGGGAGCACGAGGGUUACCCGGGCUAAACGGAGAGUCUGGUGCAAAAGGGCAGAAGGGAGAUCCGGGCUUGGCCGGUGUGCCGGGCACUCCGGGUACACCAGGUCAGAAAGGUGACCAGGGUUUACAGGGACUGUGUAACUGCCAAGAUGGGGCUCCAGGGACUCAGGGUCCUCAGGGGGCAAAGGGUGAUAAGGGUGACACGGGCACAGCAGGGGCGCAGGGUGUGAGUGGAGCACCGGGACCCAAAGGUAAUCCGGGUGAUAUGGGAAUGCCGGGUGCACCAGGACCGUGCUCGCCCGCCGUGCAGUCGGCUUUCACGGCUGCCCUGACCACCUCCUUUCCACAACCCAGCCGUCCGGUGCAGUUCAAACGCAUCAUCACCAAUGUGCUCCAGAACUACAACCCCGAUUACGGCAUCUACACGGCCCCCGUUAACGGAACCUACGUGUUUAGCUACCACCUGCAGGUGUCCACCCGCUCGCUGAAGGUGGGACUCUUCCGCAACUUUGAGGCCGUGGUGAAGACGACUACGCCGGUUGAGAUGAACACCGCGUCCCACCAGGUGGUGUUGAGCCUGACCCAGGGCGAUUGGGUUUGGAUGCAGGUGCGAGAUACCACCACUAACGGCAUGUUCGCCGGGACGGAGGCCAGCAGCACGUUCAGCGGGUACCUCCUGUAUCAAGACAACUGUGAUGACAUGGCCCCGAGAGAUUUCUUUACUGAACAAGAGUUCAAUGGAGAAUUCAUCUGGGGCGAUGAAACACAACCUUAGUGAUCUCUUAACCUUCUCCUACAUCCUACAUUAUUACAACUGCACCCUUAAUCUACAUUCUGUAUCCAUGGAUCCCGGUUUGGGGACCUACAGCAUUGCACAUUUUGUAAGCAUCUUUUAUUUAACACUCCUGAUGCGAAUCAUCAGCAGUUCGCAGAGAUUUAUAAACUGAAUCAGGUCUGUUAGAUGAGAGAGACAUAAAAUUUGCAAUGGUGUGGGUUCACAGCUUCAAAAUAAAAAAACAAUGCUUUCGAUUUUAAACUGCUUUCUACGCCAAAUCUGCUGCCAAUAUCUGUUGCUAUAAUAGUGCGCAUUACACAGAGAGUCUUUUAAAGGCUUCUGUAUUUAGAUUGUAGAUGUAUAAAGCUCAGCUGAAAGAAGAUCUGUCUCAUAUGUUUUGAAUAGUUGUCCAGGUGGACACAUGUGGCGUCUAUUUUCACUUCAUGUCUAACUUGAUUCAUUUUUUGUUCAUGUAUAAAUACAGAUCAGUCGAUAAGACCAGCUUACAGUCCCACCCUUGUAUAGAGGUCAUAAGAAACCUCAGUCGAAGAAGACGAUCCAUCACAAUGAAGUUAUUCUGCAGACACAUCACAUAAUGAUUCAGAAAGAACUGGGUAUGUAAGGGAACAUAUGAGAGAGGGGAAUUGUCGGAUAUGAAACAGAUAGUGAAAAACAAUGGAUAGAGAGAGAGAAAGAAAGAGAGAAAGUCUUUUGUCUUGCAUGCUGCAGAAAAUAGCAAGAUAUCUAAAUGAUAACACAAAACAUGACACAUAAGAUGUUCUGUGAAUUAAUGCUUUCAAAUAUAAUUCCAAUAAAUGUGUAAACUGUUACACUGACUUCUUGGUUUUGACUUAUCGGUCCAAUUUAUCAAAAUAGCAAAUUAGACCAGCUCCAAAUAAAUAAAUAAAUGGUG